AAAAUUUUAAUUUACGUAAAUGUAUUAAAAAACCGUUCUAAAUUAUGUUUAUAUUUAAAAAUUGAAUAUAAAGAUUUUAUAAAUAUUUAGCAAUUUUUAAGCAUAAAUUGUGGUUCAAGUGUUGAAAAGAACUUAUGAACGAAUAUAAAAGAUUUGUAUAAUGUAAAAAUGACGAGCAACUAUUUCAAUUGUCACAUUCAAGAAUCGUUGUCGAAUGAAAAACGGCGUUGGGAGAAUGCAAUUAACUGCUAUCGUGGGAAUGAUCCUCUGGGACUUUGGUGGAACUAUAUUUGCUGGCUUGAGCAAAAUACUCAUAUGGAUACAGAAAAUCAAUUUAGAAAAUCUUUAGAGCAAUGUUUAUCAAUAUACGAAAACUAUGACGGCUAUAAACAAGAUGUUCGUUUUGUAAAGCUUUGGAUUAAAUAUAUAGAUAUGCAACCAAAUCCUCCCCAAAUGUAUCAAAUGUUAUAUCACCGAGGAGUAGGCACAAGGAUUGCGGCGUUUUAUAUUGGUUGGGCUCACUAUUUUGACUCUGCUGGAGCAUUUAAACAAGCGGAAUCAAUUUUUAAUCUAGCUCUUCAAACACAUGCAGAGCCCCUAGAAGAGCUGCGGGAAGCCCAAAACAAAUUUCGUAUGUCGAUUGCGCAAAGAAUGCUUUAUGAUGAUGGUUCAUCCAAAAAACGUUCUGCAACAUGUUUAGCUGAGCAACGUCAACAAAUAACACAAUUGAAUCCGAAUGGAAAGCGACAACGAAGUGAAUAUGAUAUUCAUGCUUCAAAAAAUUCAGUUACCGAAGAAACACUCCAAUUUUCAUAUAAAUCCCUACAAGAUCAAAAUGCAGACGAGAAAAAACAAAACCAUAAACACACACAAGAAACAUACGAUUACGUGCCGCCAACACUCGAUAACUCAGCAAGUGUAAUAUUUUCUUCCUUAAAUUAUGUAUACGAUGAAACAAAAACUGAAGACAUUAACCAAUUAGACUGUAACGCAGUUUAUGAUUUUGAUUCUGGUAUCCAGCUUCCGUCAAACCAUAUGAAAGUAGCAACCAACAAAUUCCAGAUGUGGCGUGUGCCUUUAUUUUUGGACGAGCCAUGUGAAUUGAAACGUGUUCACUACCCUCGGAACUAUGUUUAUCCUGGAGAUGGUACCGAAUACAGUUUAGAAGAGCUGAGAUCGAGAAAAUGGUAUCGUCGAGUAGAGGAAAUUCGUGAUCGAAAACGAAUUUUACAUCAAAAACAAGAAGAAGAACGAGUUCGCUUGCAUCAGGAACGUUUAAACUCAAUAGCUCAGCAACAGGAAUAUAAGAAACGACAUCAAAUAGAAGAAAAGUUACGUCAAGAAGAUUUAGCUAUAGAGGAGCAUCAAAGACAACAAUACCUGAAAAGUCAAGCGCAAUACAUCAUGAAUACGAACAACUCGUUUUCAGGAAACAAAAGUUACAGCACAAAAGCCAACAAUUCCUUUCAUCAAAGCGACGAUAUUGAAGAUCAAAUUGAAGCUUCAACUAUUAGCUUUUCGUCUGGAGAACAUGGUGCCAAUAAACGACUUACAAUAAAAUUCAAAAAAGAACGUGCGAAGGAAAUCGGAUCAGUCUUAUCGGUUACUCCUUGUACGAAAGAAAAACAAGAUCAGCGAAGAUAUACAGUUGUGAAUAAUUAUGACAAUUCCAAAAAUGACGAAAUAAUUUCUUCUGGUUGUUAUUUAAAUGAUGACACCACUUCAUAUACACUUAUAAGUGCCGCAUAUGCAAAUGAAGAUGAAGAUUCGUGUAAUAGUGAGUUCAAUAAUUCAAUAUCUGGUGAAAAUAGUAUGCAAGAAUACAAUUACAACAAUUUUUGCUCCACUCCAAUACGUCCACAUUUUGCUAAGAAUUCAGAAAAAAUAUCAUCCUUUAGCAAUACUAUAAAGUUAAAAAGUCGAACAUCUAAUAAUUCAUUCAUGAAUGAUGACUCACAGUCCUCAGAACAAAAAUGUUUUUUAGAAGUCGAUAAUGAAGAAACACGAAAACGACGCAUAGAAAGUGCUCUAAUAACUAUUAAAACACACUUGUCACGUUCUUCUAUAGAUCCUUUCAGUCCUGAAUUGUGUAAAGCCUUUCUGACUAAAUUAAAUUUUCCUAACAGAGAAAGCACAUCUAAUUGUUGCAUUAUCAAUUCGUAUUUUGCCCGAUUUAGUAAAGGAAUGGAUAUUUCUCUGGGCGGAAGCGAUUAUUAUGUUGACAAAGAGGUCGGCAAAGGAGCUUAUGGCGCAGUUUAUCGCGGGAUUAAAAAUGACACGAAAGAUGUUGUUGCUCUUAAGUAUCAAAAGCCUUCGAACUCUUGGGAAUUUUAUAUAUGUCAGGAAGUUAGAAAACGUUGCAAAGAUACGGACAUGUUGCCUGGAUUUAUGCACAUUUCAAUGGCUCUUAUUGCACCGAAUUGCACGGUCUUCGUAUCGGAGUUUUCUAGCUUUGGAUCUCUGUUAGAUAUUAAUAAUAAAAUACGAGCUGCUACUACAAAGGUUAUGCACGAAUCGCUUGUCAUGCAUUUCACAAGCCAGAUAUUCAACAUAGUCAACCACUUGCACAAGUGUAAAAUUAUUCAUGCUGAUAUUAAACCUGACAAUUUUUUACUGAUGAAAGCUCCAAUGAUUGACUCUCACGUACCAACACUUCGUUUGAUAGAUUUUGGAUGUGCUAUUGAUAUGACUCUAUUUGAGGAAGAUCAACAAUUCAAAAAGGUUAUUCAAACAGAUGGAUUCACUUGCAUAGAAAUGUUAGAGGGUCGUGACUGGUCAUAUCAAACUGAUUUAUUUUGUGUAGCAGGCACAAUUCACGUUAUGUUAUUCGGUGAAUAUAUGCAGCUUAGCAAAAACGGAACAUUUUGGGAAAUCAAAAAUAAGCUUCCAAGGUACCUUAAAAAACAUGUUUGGUCUGAAAUAUUUAACAAACUUUUGAACAUUAAAAACGUGAAAAAUUUACCAAACUUGAGUGAGCUGAAAAUGUUGGUAGACAAUGAAGUUUUGAAUAUGGAAUCUGACUUAAUUCAUAACACGAGGAUGUUAUCAAACUUAGCAAAACCAGUCAUUGUAAAACGUCAAAAUAAAAAAACGGGGAACAAGUCACAAUUGACCUCAAAUUCAUCUACUCUACUUAAUGGAUAAUGCUGCUCCAAAGAUAGUUUUAUGCAACAAAAUAUGUUUGGCUGAUUAAAAUUACAUGAAUGCAAAUAAUUAGAUUAGAUAAAUUAUUCAAUAAUGUGUUUUUUUUAUCGAUCCAUCGUAAAAAAAUUUCGCUAGAACAAAAAUGUCUUAUUUUUUAAGGUUCUUUUUUUUUGUUUUGACAGUGUUGUGAUUUUUCAUGAAAUGACCCAAACAAACAAUUUGACUUAAGGACACGAUGACAAACAAAUUUAGUCAUUAGAUUGAACUCCAAAUUAAUUAGAAACUUUUUUUUCAAAUAUAAAAAAUAAAUUUUAAUCUAAUUCUUAAAGUCUACAAAACACAUUUACCUAAUCAUUAAUAUUAUAAUAUUGUAAAUA
Messenger RNA from Culicoides brevitarsis, 3521 nucleotides. RefSeq lists its product as uncharacterized. The record is from RefSeq and is a predicted model, not a curated record. Gene Ontology annotation, molecular function: ATP binding; protein kinase activity. Gene Ontology annotation, cellular component: nucleus. The coding region runs from base 169 to 3144 and encodes 991 amino acids. Gene Ontology annotation, biological process: protein phosphorylation; meiotic sister chromatid cohesion, centromeric; mitotic spindle assembly checkpoint signaling. NCBI's taxonomy places the organism in Eukaryota, Metazoa, Arthropoda, Insecta, Diptera, Ceratopogonidae. The transcript has 8 exons.